UUUUUCCUUAUUUAGUACUAAUAUAUGAACACAUAUAUGUAUGUACAUAUGGAUGUACAUGCAUAGGAUGUAGACACAUAGACAUGCAUAUGAAUGUAUAUACACAGACAUGCAUCUACAUCUAAUAUAUGUAGACAUAUACAUCUAACAUAUACAUAUAUGUAUGUAUUAAUUUGAUAAAAACAACCAAAUUAUAUAUAUUUUUUCCAACCUGUGGCCUGUAGUCCUUGUACCCAUAUGAAUUUCAAUGUAUGUAAACAACUAACCACCACUUAGAAAAAGAAAUAAGACAAGAAAUACCAAGCACUACAAUGACCGUUGUUGCCUUUUAUUUAACUUAAAUACUUUGGUUAAACUUUCAUUUCAAGCUAAAAGUAUUCGAACUUGGACAAAGAGUUGUAAGCUAAAGGGUAUGGGAGUCUUGGAGUCUAUAUUUGUAUACAUUCCACUAUUCUUUGUGUUGUAUACAUUAAUAGAGUACCUUAUUCACAAGAUCAGAAAUCUUCCACCCACGCCUUUUCCUUUACUUCCGGUCAUCGGCCAUCUCCAUCUCUUGAAGAAUCCAAUCUAUCGGACUUUGGCGGAGAUCUCAAACCACUAUGGUCCGGUUGUGUAUUUUCGGUUCGGCCAACGCCGAGUUCUUGUGGUAUCGUCUCCUUUUGCGGCUGAAGAAUGUCUAACCAAGAACGAUAUUGUGUUUGCGAACCGGCCUCGUCUCAUUAUAUCCAAGUGGUUCGGAUACAACAAUACGAACCUUGUAUGGUCUUCCUAUGGGGACCACUGGCGUAACCUUCGCCGAAUCUCCACCAUUGAAAUCUUGUCCACCCAUCGCAUUCAAAUGCUCUCAAUGUUCCGUCUCGAAGAGGUCAAAUCUUUGAUUCGAAGACUCGCAAAUAAUGAAAACCAAAUUCAUAACAUGAAGAAUGAGUUUUUUGAUUUGACGUAUAACGUGAUGUUGAGAAUGCUCGUCGGAAAGCGGUUUUAUGGUGAGGAUGUGGACGAUGUAGACGAGGCAAAGAUAUUUAGGCAGUUACAAAUCGAUUUGGGUCAAUUGGGUGGAAAGUCCAUUUUACAAGAUUUUAUCCCAUUCGUAUCGUGGAUGGGAUUUGGUUCGACUAUAGAAAAUAAGAUAAUUGAAUGCCAUGUGAAAAGAGACACUUUUAUGCAGAAUUUGAUUGAUCAACAUAAGAAAAGAAUCGUUGAUCAAAAUAAAUCUAAUAACAUAUCUCAAGAUGGAAGGAGGAAGACGAUGAUUGAAGUAUUAUUAGAACUACAACAGUACAAUCCGGACCAAUAUACUGAUGAAACUAUUAGAGCCUUAAUGCUGGUUUUGUUGGCUGCAGGUACAGAAACAUCAGUUGCUGCAAUGGAAUGGGCUCUAUCUCUUAUGUUGAACCAUCCCAAAUUUUUAAAGAAACUACAAAAUGAGAUUGACAAUCAAGUUGGCCAUGACCGUUUGAUUGACGAGUCUGACAUGGCCAACCUUCCUAGUCUACGUGGCAUCAUCAAUGAGACCUUACGAAUGUAUCCUCCGGCUCCAUUAGUGGUACCACAUGAAUCAUCAAAAGACUGUACUAUUGGAGGAUAUCAUAUCCCACGUGGCACUAUUUUGUUUGUGAAUUUAUGGGCCAUUCACAACGACCCUAAGAUAUGGGAUAAUCCAAGAAAGUUCAAUCCAAAUAGGUUCGAGAGUUUAGAGAAUGAAAAAUUCGGGUUCAAUCUAAUACCAUUCGGGUCAGGUAGAAGAGGGUGUCCAGGAGAAGGAUUGGCUCUUCGAGUUAUUGGGCUUGUAUUGGGCGCAUUGGUCCAAUGUUUUGAAUGGGAGCGUCCUGGGGAGGAGUUGGUGGAUAUGACCGAAGGUGUUGCACUCACUAUGCCUAAGGCUCAUUGCUUGCAAGCUAAAUGUACGCCUCGACCCAUUGUUCAUCGUCUUCAUCUAUCUCAUAAAGAAUCCAACCCAUGAUUGUGGAUUCCAGAGUUCUUUUCUUUUCAAAACAUGUGUAAAUCUAGGUUAAAUUUUUUGAUGCAACAAGCUAGUUUGAUAACAAAAUAAGACUAUGUAUACAGAGAAUUAACACUAUGUUUUUGUAAUCAAAAUUGAAAAGUUUUAGGGAUACUUUACAAUGUUGAUAUUAUGCGAG
Cucumis sativus (cucumber) is the source of this 2141-nucleotide messenger RNA. RefSeq names its product cytochrome P450 81Q32. Gene Ontology annotation, molecular function: monooxygenase activity; iron ion binding; oxidoreductase activity, acting on paired donors, with incorporation or reduction of molecular oxygen. Bases 413 to 1963 code for a protein of 516 amino acids. The transcript has 2 exons. The record is from RefSeq and is a predicted model, not a curated record. Lineage: Eukaryota; Viridiplantae; Streptophyta; Magnoliopsida; Cucurbitales; Cucurbitaceae.